AAUCUCUUGUCCCUUUUAUUACAAUGUCCUCCGAGGUUUCUUCUCUUCCUUACAAUCUGCACCAACCUUUUUUUCUCAGCCCUUUUCGUCUUAAUUAAUCAGAAUAAUUUUCAGUCAUUAGUUUCCUAAUAACCUCUCCUAAACCUCCUCUUAACCAUCCUAACUUCUCCUCUAAUCUUUUCCCUCUCUAAUUUUUUCCAUAACUUUCCCGUCUCCAAAGGCAGGAUGGCCUUUCCUCUCCCCCUUCUAGGCCUCCUGUCUUUGUCCCUCUUCCUCACUACUAAUGCCUUUGCCACGUCUGGGAUACGCCAUGGGAUCAUCCGAAAGCUUUCUCCUCCCAAUGUUUCUAUUUUUCGAGAAGCUCCUGCCUUUCGAAAUGGAGAAACUUGCGGAUCCCAACCCAUAGAUAGAAUCCACAUAGCUAUGACACUUGAUGUAAAUUACCUUCGAGGCACCAUGGCUGCUGUCCUCUCGAUCCUCCAACACUCCACCUGUCCAGAAAAUGUCGAAUUCCAUUUCCUUUGGGCCCGAUAUGAGCCAGAUGUCUUAGCCAGCAUCAAAUCCACGUUUCCUUACCUCCAUUUCAAUGUAUACCGCUUUGACUCCAACCGAGUUCGUGACAAGAUAUCUAAAUCAAUUCGGCAAGCAUUGGACCAACCCUUAAAUUAUGCUAGAAUAUACCUUGCCGACAUUCUUCCACCACACGUAAAACGCAUUAUCUACUUGGAUUCUGACCUCGUUGUCGUGGAUGAUAUCAGGAACCUAUGGGAAGUUGACUUAGAAGGAAAGGUAGUUGCAGCACCGGACUAUUGCCACGCCAAUUUCACUAAAUAUUUCACUGAUUUGUUCUGGUCAGAUAAAAAACUAUCCAGCACGUUUUCGGGAAGAAAACCCUGUUACUUCAAUACAGGAGUCAUGGUGGUGGACGUUGAAGAAUGGCAGCAAGGAGAGUACACUCAGAAAUUGGAGGAAUGGAUGGUGGUGCAGAAACAGAAGAGGAUAUACCACUUGGGUUCUUUGCCACCGUUUUUGUUAGUCUUCGGCGGGAACAUAAAGUCAAUUGAUCACCGAUGGAACCAGCAUGGGCUCGGUGGCGAUAACCUCGAAGGCCGAUGCCGAAGCCUCCAUCCUGGACCAAUUAGUUUGUUACAUUGGAGCGGGAAAGGGAAGCCAUGGCUAAGACUGGAUUCCCGAAAGCCAUGUGUUGUUGAUCAUUUGUGGGCUCCAUAUGAUCUAUACCGUUCUUCAUUGCAAUUACUGGAGAUAGCCUACAAUGUCAUCCCUUGUGUUGUCAAGGGUUGAAUUAAUGGAAUCCGAUACCAUGGGACCAAACUGUUAAGCGCAUGAAACAUGGAGUAAAAGGGGAAUACAAGUGAAAUGGGAUU
Molecule: messenger RNA, 1385 nt
Organism: Rubroshorea leprosula
Lineage: Eukaryota; Viridiplantae; Streptophyta; Magnoliopsida; Malvales; Dipterocarpaceae
Source: the annotation of a GenBank genome assembly